Brassica napus (rape) is the source of this 3631-nucleotide messenger RNA. Its product is annotated as LEAF RUST 10 DISEASE-RESISTANCE LOCUS RECEPTOR-LIKE PROTEIN KINASE-like 1.3. Gene Ontology annotation, molecular function: protein kinase activity; polysaccharide binding; ATP binding. Gene Ontology annotation, biological process: protein phosphorylation. The transcript has 4 exons. The record is from RefSeq and is a predicted model, not a curated record. Bases 1397 to 3484 code for a protein of 695 amino acids. Lineage: Eukaryota; Viridiplantae; Streptophyta; Magnoliopsida; Brassicales; Brassicaceae.
GUUUUGUAAGUUAUAAAUUUAAAUACUAUUUUAUGACAUUUGUCUUUUAAAAAUAUAUUUCAAAUUCAAAAUUUCAUUUUAUAAUUUUAAUAUUUUUAAUUUUAAAUUUUAAAUUUUAAUUUUAAUUUCAAUAUUUCAUAUAUAUAAUACGGCAAAGAGUCGUAAAGUCCUCGCAAACUUAACAUAGAGUUUACUAGGAUUCAUUGUAAAAUCCUCGUAAGUUUUACAAGGUCUUUACAUGGAAAUACUUGUAACUUCCACGUAACAUUUACAAGGACAUUACAUGGUAGGACUUGUAAAUUCGUCGUAAAUUUAACAAUCAUUUAAAUACGACGUUAUAACGAAACUUAACGAGUCUUACAACGUGUUUACGACGAAUAUGUUCUCUUCGCUUUUACACCGAAAACCUUUUCUCGUCAUUUUACGCGGAAGUUACGACGAAUCUUUCAUUACGAUGAUUGUUUAACAGCAAAAAACGUUUCCUUGUUAAUUUGUUGUAACACGCCUAUGAUGACGAAUUAACAAAGAAUACGGUCUUUGUAAAAAAUAUGUUUUUUUGUAGUGUUUAACCAAAUUACAAAUAUUUUACCUUAUUCGAUUUUCCUUAGUUUUAAUAAUGUUAAGGCAUACUGUACUUCCUAAUGAGAUCAAGAUAGAAGGUAAAAUUUUGAUUACGGUCUAAGAGAAUCUCUAACCUCACUCUAUUUUCCUUAUAGUGAAAAUGCUCUAAUCUUAUUCUAUUAUGCAUUCUAUAAUAAAAUAAAAAAUAAAUUUAUUCCAUAAAUAAAUUAUUUCAUUUAUUUUUUGUUGAUCAUUUUUUUUACUCUUAAAUAAAGUAUCAUUAGAGUAAAACAUAAUUCUAUUAUAAAUUUUUUUUUCUUUCAAAAAAUAGAAUGAUCUAUUAAAUAUGGUCUAAGUCUUUUUUAACACUGUAAAACUUCAUUGAUCAAGAACAACAUUACAAGAGAGGAAUACAAAGUCAGUGAACUAAGAGAGAGCCUCCCCGAAACAAGCUAGCGGAAUCUAAGACAUUAUGGUCUAAGAGCAAUGGGUUGCUCUAAGUCUUUCUUCUUUCUUUCGCAGCCUAAAGAAAACAAAAGAUAUGUAUAUUACUGAAAAUUCAUAUUUUGAUAGCAACCAAGCAUAAUAAAAAUACUUUAGUUAGUCAAUUGUCAGUUUAUUCGUAAACUAAGUCCUCCUAACCCACAUAAUUCCAAAGAAAUUCCCAGAUAAACAAAUAAUAUAUAUAAGAAACCUUAGUUUUCUUUAUCUUUUUUCAACUCAGGAAACCAAAGACUUAGACAACAACAAAAACCAUUGACAUUUUUCUUCUUGUUCUUCUUUAUCAUCUUCUUGUUGAUCGCUCAAAGGCAAGAAAGAAAAAAAAACAGGAAUCAUGAUCAAUCUCCUCCAGUCUCUAAAAAGAUCACUGGCUUAUGCAGUCAUAUGGAUGCUCUUUAUGAUUCUGGAUUGUGUUUUGUCAGUUAAUGAGCGUCACAAACACUGCGCUCCAACGUUUAGCUGUGGACAUAAGAUUGAUCUGUAUUAUCCCUUUUGGACAUCUGACAGAGAAGAGUGCGGCCACCCGGAUUUCAAAGUCAACUGCAGCGACGGUUUUGCAGAGCUUACCAUUUCCGCAGUAAAGUUGAGAAUCCUUGAGAUGAAUUCUAAGUCUAGAAUCAUCAGACUUGCCAGAAUGGAUUACAUCAACGAUCUUUGUCCCAAUAAGCCUGAGAACGCAACACUCAACAAUCAAGUCCUUCCAUUUUCUGAAGACACGGAGCUCCGAACGUUUUACUACCGAUGUCGUCUUAGCCCAAAAGUGGAUGUUACUAACAGCGGCCACAUCAGACAGCUUGACUGUGGGGAUGAUUCUGGUAGACCAAGUUUCUCUGUCUCGUCCCAUUUAUAUUCUCGGAAAAGGGAAAUCAUUAAUGAGUUAAGGGAAUCAUGUGGAAGUAUCGUCAAUGUUCCAGUCUCUCGAUCUGCCUUGAGGAUAGAAGAGAGAAAUCAGAGUGCGGAGGCUCUAACGAAGGCUCUUGAAAAGGGUUUCGAGCUUAGUUUUAACAGAGAUUGUUCGCGAUGCAGAAGAUCAAAGGGUGCUUGUGGAUAUAAUAAUACCUUGGGAGGAUUCGUCUGCUAUUGUAUAAAUGAGUCUCAUAAGCAUACUUGUGAAAAGAAUGAAACCAACAAUAAUCUGACGGAGCUCCUGACUUUUUGUUUAUCACAAGGCAUUGGAUUCGUAUGUGGUUUCUUGGGUGCCACUCUUUUAGCAGCAUGUUUGCUCUGUUUCUACAUCCGGAGAAGGAAGAAACUGGCAGCACAAUACACAAACAAAGGCCUUUCAGCUACUCCUCCCACAUCAAUCUCCAGAAGCAACCAUGCUCUCAUGCCAUCAUCUAUCUCUAACCUAGCAAACAGAAGUGUCGAUUAUGGAGUCCAAGUCUUCAGCUACGAAGAACUCGAGGAAGCCACUGAUCAUUUCUCUAGAGAGCUCGGAGAUGGAGGAUUCAGCACCGUCUACUACGGCAUACUAAAGGACGGACGAGCGGUAGCUGUAAAACGCUUCUUUGAGAAGUCCCUGAAACGUGUGGAGCAGUUCAAGAACGAGAUCGAUAUCUUGAAAUCCUUAAAACACCCGCACCUAGUGAUUCUAUACGGAUGCACAACGAGACAUAGCAGAGAGCUACUCCUAGUGUAUGAAUACAUCUCUAAUGGCACACUCGCUGAUAAUCUCCAUGGAGACCAAGCACAGUCUCGUCCUAUUAGCUGGCCUGGUCGACUCAACAUCGCCAUUCAAACCGCGAGUGCAUUGUCCUUCCUCCAUGCCUCGGGAAUUAUACACAGAGAUGUUAAGACUACGAACAUUCUUCUAGAUAGCAACUACCAAGUGAAAGUGGCUGACUUCGGUCUCUCGCGGUUGUUUCCGCCGGAUCUAUCUCAUAUCUCAACCGGGCCGCAAGGAACUCCGGGGUACGUUGAUCCUGAGUAUUAUCAAUGUUACCGUCUCAACGAAAAAAGCGAUGUUUACAGCUUCGGAGUCGUACUCGCGGAGCUGAUCUCAUCCAAAAAAUCAGUUGAUAUCACCAGAAGUCGCGAGGAUAUCAACCUCGCGAAUAUGGCUAUCUCCAAAAUAGGAAAUGACUCCGUUCACGAGCUGGCGGAUUUGUCUCUCGGGUUCGCGAGGGAUCCUUCCGUGAAUAGGAUGAUGAUUUCUGUUGCUGAGCUGGCGUUCGGUUGUUUGCAACAGGAGAGGGAGGCAAGGCCGUCCAUGGAUGAGGUCGUCAAGGUUCUGAGAGAGAUUCAGAAGGAAGGUGAAAGUGAUGCUCCUGGGGUGGUGGAGGUAGAUGUGAGGAGCGGAGAUGAAGCUGCGUUGUUAAAGCACGGUGUUCCUCCGGUGUUAUCGCCAGUGUCUGAGAAAGAGACGAGUGGUUCAAAUACGACGACGAGUAGUUCUAGUAGGACGAGGAAGAGUUCGUUCUGAGAGUGUACUAUGAGAGACUCUAGAUCAAAGCGAGGGUUUGGUGUCGGUAUUAAACCAUUUGCGAAUUUCACCUUUUUUGACUCUUUUGUUGUUUCCUGUUCUCUUUCUUUGUGAUUUUUGCAUAAAAGGACCAUUACUAUUCGUUAA